Molecule: messenger RNA, 2014 nt
Organism: Tripterygium wilfordii
Lineage: Eukaryota; Viridiplantae; Streptophyta; Magnoliopsida; Celastrales; Celastraceae
Product: probable protein phosphatase 2C 46
Exons: 5
Coding region: 426-1619 (397 amino acids)
Biological process (GO): protein dephosphorylation
Molecular function (GO): protein serine/threonine phosphatase activity; cation binding
Source: RefSeq, a predicted model, not a curated record
UUUUAUAGGGAGGUUUGUCUGCUCAGACUCAGAGAGAGACCCGAGCAGGGAUAGAGUUUUCAGUCUGUUCAGUCACGGUGAUUUGUUAAACAACUUCUGUUCUUUUCUCUGUAAAAGAAAAGUGAAAUUAAGAAGCCAACCGAAACCCACAAAAUUAAAGAAACAACGAAUUCCCAACCUUGUUUAUCCUAAAAAGCUUUGAUCUGACGGAUCCAUAGAUCUAACGCGUUCAACCCACAUGUAUUGCUCUGUUGCCUUUAGAUCUCCAUCCUUUUCAUUCGGUUUUUGAUUCAGUAGCUGACCAGAAACUGUGCUGAUUGGCCUAAUUAUACUAGGACGGGAAGGGCGGAUGUUCUUGGUUUGAAGUGCUGAUUGCAUUCAUUGUGGAUUUGAGGGACCGGAUGCUGACCCCGGUGAGAUGAGGGAUGUUAUCAAAGUUGAUGAACUUCUUGAGGGCCUGUUGGUGGCUGUCCCCGGAACGUUACUUCCACAAGGGGUCAGAUGCAACAGGCCGGCAAGACGGACUCCUAUGGUACAAAGACAGUGGGCGACACUUGACUGGUGAAUUCUCCAUGGCUGUUGUUCAAGCCAACAACUUACUUGAGGAUCAGAGCCAGAUUGAAUCUGGUCUCUUGAGCUCUAAUGAGUCCAGCCCCUAUGGCACCUUUGUUGGGAUAUAUGAUGGUCAUGGGGGUCCAGAGACCUCGCGUUACAUUAAUGAACACCUUUUUCAGCACCUGAGUAGGUUCACGUGUGAGCAACAAUCCAUGUCUGUAGAUGUGAUACGGAAGGCUUAUCAAGCAACAGAGGAAGGGUUUCUUUCUGUAGUUACCAGACAGUGGCCUGUGAAGCCCCAGAUUGCUGCUGUUGGUUCUUGUUGCCUGACCGGUGUGAUAUGUGGUAGGACACUUUACGUAGCAAACCUUGGAGAUUCCCGUGCUGUGCUUGGAAGGCUUGUCAAGGAAACAGGGGAAGUACUUGCAAGCCAGCUCUCAUCUGAGCAUAAUGCCUGCGAAGAGUCUGUUAGACAAGAGAUGCGUUCUUUGCAUCCUGAUGACUCACACAUUGUUGUUUUAAAGAAUAAUGUAUGGAGGGUAAAGGGCAAGAUACAGGUUUCUAGAUCCAUUGGAGAUGUGUAUUUGAAGAAGCCUGAGUUUAAUAGGGAGCCCUUGUAUGUGAAGUUCCGUCUUCGUGAACCUUUCAGAAGGCCGAUUUUAAGUUCGGAACCUUCAAUAUCUGUGCAUGAACUCCAACCUCAGGAUCAGUUUGUCAUAUUUGCUUCUGAUGGGCUGUGGGAGCACUUUAACAAUCAAGAAGCAGUUGAUAUAGUCCAAAAUAAUCCACGCAGCGGCAUUGCUCGGAGGAUUGUGAAGCUUGCCUUGCAGGAAGCUGCAAAGAAAAGGGAAAUGAGAUACUCUGAUCUGAAAAAGAUUGACCGAGGUGUUCGCCGGCAUUUCCAUGACGACAUCACAGUCAUUAUUGUAUUUCUGGACUCAAAACUAAUUAGCAGAGCCAGCUCCCUCAAAGGACCUUCUGUAUCUGUCAAAGGGGGUGGCAUUAGCCUACCUGCCAAAACCCUAGCCCCCUGUGCCACUCCCAUGGAACUCAACAUCAACUAAUUAAGCAUGCUCCCUCUACUGUUGUCCCUAGAUGCAGAAACCCGUCUUGUUCUUUCAUGACCCGGUAUAAAGGAAGACGAAGAAGGGGUAUUUUGUUUCACUUUCUAUGUGCAAUGUAGGUCAUUAUCAUGGGAUGUGUAUUUUAUUUAGUUAUGGAGCUCUUAAUGCCAAAAAGUGAAGGGAGAGAAUCAGAAGAAUCGAGCUGCAGAGAAGACCCACCAAAGAUUUUUUCUUUUCUUUUUUUUUUGGUAAAUUAUGUUAAGCAAAACAUCCCUUAAGAUCAAAGUUUCUUUCAUCUUUUCCAGAGUUCCAGUCCUGGAAAGUGAGUUUCUCCAUUGGUUUGUUCCGACUCAAGUGCUUGAUACUUUGUUAAUUGACAGGUUAUCUUUGAACCA